This is a messenger RNA of Prionailurus viverrinus (fishing cat), 2881 nucleotides long. It is a transcript of the gene PPP1R18, whose product is annotated as protein phosphatase 1 regulatory subunit 18. The transcript is spliced from 4 exons. Gene Ontology annotation, molecular function: phosphatase binding. Bases 136 to 1980 code for a protein of 614 amino acids. The record is from RefSeq and is a predicted model, not a curated record. NCBI's taxonomy places the organism in Eukaryota, Metazoa, Chordata, Mammalia, Carnivora, Felidae.
UUCCUCUCUCCUCCUCCCUCCGGACGCCAGGCUCCUCCGCACCCCCUCCCCUGGGAACCCCGCUGGCUAGGCCUCUGGAGCCUCUCCUUCCUGUUCUCUGGCCCCAGCGCUCGGCACCCUUACCUCAACGCGGUCAUGGCCACCAUCCCAGACUGGAAGCUACAGCUGCUAGCCCGGCGACGGCAGGAGGAGGCAGCCCUUCGUGGCCGAGAGAAGGCAGAGCGGGAGCGUCUGUCCCAGAUGCCAGCCUGGAAGCGGGGGCUCCUGGAGCGCCGCCGGGCCAAGCUUGGUCUGUCUCCUGGGGAGCCUAGCCCUACACCUGGGACUACAGAGGCUGGACCUCCAGACCCAGACGAGUCGGCUGUCCUCCUAGAGGCCAUUGGGCCAGUGCACCAGAACCGAUUCAUUCGGCAGGAGCGCCAGCAGCAGCAGCAGCAGCAGCAGCGUAAUGAAGAACUACUUGCAGAAAGAAGGCCCGGGACUUUGGAGGCCAGGGAGCAGAGACCCAGCCCUGGGGAGAUGCGGGAUCAGAGCCCCAAGGGAAGAGAGUCGAGAGAAGAUCGGCUCAGUCCCAGGGAGGCCAGAGAGAAGAGGAUAGGGGGAGCCCGAGAGUCGAGCCCCAGGCCUUCAGAGGCUUGGGACUGGAGGCAGAGCCCAGGAGAGGCUGGAGACAAGAGCUCCAGACUGUCAGAAGCGCGGAAAUGGAGGCUGAGCCCGGGAGAAACUCCAGAGUGGAGUCUGAGACUGGCAGAGCCUGGAGAACAAAGCCCGAGGAGAAAAGAGGUGGUGGAAAGUAGACUGAGCCCAGCGGAGUCUGACAACCAGAAGAUGGGCCUGACAGAAGCCCAUAAAUGGAGGCCCGACUCUGGAGAGUCUCAGGAACAGAGUUUGGUACAACUGGAGAUAUCAGAGUGGAGGCUGAGCUUAGAAAAAAGAAAAGACUGCUCGGAGGAAUGUGGGAGAAAAGAAGAGAGGCCAAUUCCAACGCUGGCCUCAGAAGAGAUUACAGAGCUGUCAGAGACCCUGAGUAGGGAGGCUCCAGACAGCAGCUCUGGAGAAGUGGAGGCAGCAGAACAAAGGCGUAGCCCUGUGCAGGAUGGUGAGAGGGGACUGAGGCUGACAGAAGGAUGGAAAUGGACCCUGAAUUCUGGGAAGGUUCGAGAAUGGACACCCAGGGACACAGAGACUCAAAUUCAGAAACCAGUCCCUCCAGAGUCUGCUGAGAAGUAUCUGGGGCCCUUUGGUACAGAGGCUGGAGAAGGCGAGGCUGAGAAGGAGAAGGCGGGGGCUCUGGGCAGGCCUUUGAGAACCCUGCAGAACUGCAGCUCUGUGCCCUCCCCCUUCCCACCAGAGGACGCUGGGACUGGAGGCUCUAGAGGGCAGGAAGAGGAAGCAGUGCAACCCCGGCCCCCAUCAGCAGCCCCUCUGUCUCCCCCACCCCCAGCCCCACCUGCCCCCCAGUCCCCUGGGGAUCCCCUCAUGAACCGACUGUUCUAUGGGGUGAAGGCAGGGCCAGGGGUGGGGGCCCCUCGCCGCAGUGGACACACCUUCACAGUCAACCCCCGGCGGUCCCUGCCCCCUGCAGCCCCCACCACUCCUCCGGCCACCCCAGCCACAGCUGAUGUUGCAGUCCCCGGAGCUGGGAAGAAGCGGUACCCAACUGCUGAGGAGAUCUUGGUUCUGGGGGGCUACCUCCGUCUCAGCCGCAGCUGCCUUGUCAAGGGGUCCCCUGAAAGGCAUCACAAACAGCUCAAGAUCUCCUUCAGCGAGACAGCAUUGGAGACCACGUAUCAAUACCCCUCUGAAAGUUCAGUGCUGGAGGAGCUGGGCCCAGAGCCUGAGGCUCCCAGUACCCCCAGCCCCCCAGCGGCCCAACCCGAUGACGAAGAGGAUGAGGAAGAGUUGUUGCUGCUACAACGGGAGCUCCAGGGCGGCCUGCGCACCAAGGCCCUGAUCGUGGAUGAGUCCUGCCGGAGGUGACCCUCUUCCAACAUAGGGUCUAUACCUUCCCCUUUCCCAGAACUGAAGAUCCUGGAGCCCAGAAGAUUGAGAACAGAGAAACCCUGAACAUGAGCUUGGAAGGGAAGGCAACCGACAUCUUCCAACUUGCUUUCCUCAUCCUGUUUAUAGGGGCAGAGCUAGUUACCCAGUUUCCACAUUCACCAAAGGUCUCUGAUGUGAGUGCACAUCACAUCUGAUGCUGGUGCACCCUGGGUGAUUCAAGAGUGAGCAUCAAGUCCUGGGGAGGAGCACAGAGCUCAUGGGGGUGAGGGGUUGGGGGAGGGAGAUGAAGCACCUCUUACAUCUCCAUGGACAGAGUACACUCUCCAGCCUUCCUUUACUCCCCACCACCCCUUGAGGGCUCUUACAAUUUAAACACUCAUCCUGGGCAGCCUGCCCCCAUUCUAUUUACAGGCCCCUCUCCUUCCUGUUCCUUAGGUCACUGCCCCUUUGUUUACAGCUCCUGCCACCUCCCUUGACCGCCAGCCUGGUUUACAAACCCCACUAGCUCCCAGCCCUACCUGCCAAAGUCCCAGGUUUACAACCACACCUACAUGUUGAGUCUAUGUGGAAUCCUCUCCCCUGUGCCUGGCAGCUGCCUCAUUGGGGGUGUGGCUUCUUCCACUUUUGCUCAGUCUGUACCUCUGUUUUCCCCAAGAGGAAAGUCUGGGAAUCCUAACCCUAACCUUGUACCCCCAUUUAGUUAUUUAAUUCUGUUCCUCCUAGUGGUUCACAAUUGAAUUGCAAGGGUGUGGAGUGACAAACAAUGCACCUCAACUCUUCUCUCCCAUUUCUCCUUAUCAACUGCCUGUUUGGUUUUUUUUUGUUUGUUUGUUUGUUUGUUUUGAAGUUUUCCAUAAUAAAAUGGAGAUCUCUCCAA